AUGGCAAAUCCUGUUGUUAUAAAUAGACACUUUUUGACUUUGGGAAACCUUUUGAAAAGUGAGAAUUUAACAGACAAGCCUGGAACAAUAUUUAAUGUGGAUGAAUCGGGGAUGAAUUUAGAGUUGAAUUUAGACGGAAACUACUCUGCCAGUGGCCCCACUGAUGCUGUAUAUGGCAAAUCCGACAAUGGAUAUAUGGACGAAGACCUGUUCUUCAAGUGGUUUACUCGUUUAUUUGUUCCAAAAACUAAACAUUUGGGGAAAAGAAUCUUGAUAAUUGAUGGCCACGGAUCCCACAUCAACCUCAAUUUGAUAGAUGCUGCUAUGGAGAACCAAGUUAUCUUGUAUUGCCUCCCCCCUCACACAACUCAUGUGCUUCAGCCAUUGGAUGUUGGAUUGUAUGGUCCACUCAAGACAUACUUCAGCAGAAUUACUGACAAGAUUCAUAUUGCAAGGUUGGGCAUCACAGAAAUGUUACAAUUUAACUGA
Hydractinia symbiolongicarpus is the source of this 489-nucleotide messenger RNA. RefSeq lists its product as uncharacterized. The coding region runs from base 1 to 489 and encodes 162 amino acids. Lineage: Eukaryota; Metazoa; Cnidaria; Hydrozoa; Anthoathecata; Hydractiniidae. The record is from RefSeq and is a predicted model, not a curated record. The transcript is spliced from 2 exons. Gene Ontology annotation, cellular component: nucleus. Gene Ontology annotation, molecular function: DNA binding.